UGUAGUGCCACCACACACCAGACCUCUUCUCACUACAGCUGAAACAAUGACAUAUCAGGAAGAGUUUUUCUCUCUGUAGCUGUGAAGAAUAAUUUUGAGUGGAUCCACAGCUCUCUUGGGUGUGAUAAUUGAAUCGGGCGUACUGUACUUUUUUCUUUUUUUCUUUUUGUGUCGGUGGAUUGACACUUUAUAAUCGGGCGUCCAUGGUUAAUGUACAAACCCCUAAGAUAUGGUCAGACAUCGUAGUCAAAUACAUGGCUCCUGCAUGUGCUGAGUCCUCUGCAAUCGUCAUCUCUGCAGCGCCCCGUGGAGUGUGCUGGUCCGGCACAGGCAGCUCUUAUCCUGCUUCACUGGCUUCAGCUGAGCCGCUGUGUCAGAGGCUUCUGUGACGGAGCAGUCUGCUGUGUGAGAACCUCAGUUCUGGAUCACAGGCGGCCUUAGGCAAUGCUUAAUGUGGAUGUUAUGGCAGCUGGUCUGAAUCCUCAGAUUUCUACCAUGCCAAGAUAAGCUGGAUAUCCUUCCAUGGUGUCGACUUGUCUGUUGAACCCGGACCCUCCCCGCUGUAGUUCCGAACAGCUCUCUGGAACUUGUCCGUCUUGUCUUUUCUGUUGGGAUAUAUAUAGGCAGCUGGUUUUCAUGCUUCCUCAUGGCAUGCUGUUUAAAGUCCCGCCACCAUGGAAGCUGGACGCCUAACACCCCUCUUGCAGAUGAUGAAGCUGAGCAGCACCACAGCACUAUGGUGGGAGAGGAGGACAGCACCGGGGACACCACCCCUCCCCCAAAGCGUAAGGGAAAGUUCUCCACCCUGGGCAAGAUCUUCAAGCCGUGGAAGUGGCGGAAGAAGAAAAGCAGCGACAAGUUCAAGGAAACUUCCGAAGAACUGGAGAGAAAGAUGUCGACGAGGCGUACGCGGCAGGAGCUUAUAGAACAGGGGGUGCUGAAGGAGGUCCCAGACCAUGAAGCAGAUUCACCGAACCUGAAGCAGCACUACGUGAAGAACGGCCACACACUGCCUGUUAGUGCGGGGGUCGGAGGAGGAGGAGGAGGAGGAGGAGGAGGAGGAGGAGGAGGAGGAGGAGGUGGCAGGAGUCCAUGCAGCCAGGGCAAACCCCCCUCAGAGUCGGACUUUAGGAUGAACCCCGCCUGGCUCGGCCAGCCAGACGACCGCAGAAUCCGCUCUCCCUCGGACGGGGACCGCCGGGGACCUCCAGGCUCCAGGGGCACGGGACUGCAUGAAGAUGUGCGCAGAGGGGGAGGGAUGGGGCCACGUCCACACGUAGAGGGCGAGUGGAAGCCUAACAUGGUCUGGCAGGGACAGAUUCACGGACAGAUGGAGGAGGGCCGACGCGGAGGCAGGCUCCACCCCGAUGACGCGCAGAAGAAGCCUGGGCUGCAGAAGGCCCCUUCGGAGGACGGCAGGAGGAGUCGGCCUGCAGAAGCGGACUGGAAGCCAACGCUCCCCCGACAUGCGUCUGCUGAGGAGGGGAGGGCCCGCAGAGAAUCAGACAGCCAUUUUGUCCCUGACCCCGAAGCCCUGCGGGACGCCUUGCAGAACACCCUGCGUGAACCUCUGCCACCAAAACACUCUGUCAUGCCUCCAAAAUGGCUAAUGACUUCCGCCCCUGAAGCUGGUGGCAAGGGUUCACCUCGCACGCCAUCCAACCACCCCGCAGGCCAGUACUCUCCGUCGCCCGUGGCGCCCAAACCUGUCCGGACCAUCUCGUCUGCAGGGACGUCCACCCAGCAGUCUUCAGGUGGAGCCCAGACUUCCACCUCCCAUGGCACCAAGCAGCCCCCUCUACCCCCACCCAAACCUGUGAACAGGGGAAACGCCCCCAUGCUGGUCUCCGCCCUGCAGGGGGGAGAGAACGCUCAGCUUCCUCUCUACUGGUCCUGCUGGAAGCGAGAGUGCGACUACGAUGUCUACCUGUCGCUGCCCGUCUACCUGUGCCGGCGGGCCGGAGGCCUGCGCUCAGGUGACUUCACUCAAGCCACUGGAGGUGCCAGCCUUGUGCCAGCCAAGCCCUCUCCACCCAUGCCUCCUAAGAGGACCACCCCCGUCACUAAGCGCAACACGGAGGACUCAAACCAUCCCCUCAUCCCCUCCCCGCUUUCUAUUGAGGACCACAGCAACCUCCCUAUGGGCUUUCAGCUGCCACCCCCUCCUGCCUCCCCUCCUCUGCCGACACACAGACCACCUUCACCUCCCCGCCAACAAAUACACUCCCACCACCUCCACCAUCAGCACUCCUACCCCCACCCACUGCCCCAGCCCAUACCCAUGCUGUUUGACCCACCGAGCCCCACCAAUGACUCCCCUCAGCGCCCUGCUCCCGUCCCGCUGCAUAUCAUGAUCCAGCGGGCGCUGUCCAGCCCCGGCCCAGCUCAGCCACACCCCAACGGGUCGCAGCGCGCGCACACGCUGCUGUUCGACACCCCUCCGGACUACCAGGGGGGGCGCCCCCUUCCCGUCAGCAUCCAACCACUAAAACUAUCUGAAGAUGACUACUCAGAGGAAGACGAAGAAGAAGAAGAGGAGGAGGAAGAUGACGAGGAAGAGGAAGAGUAUGAUGGGGAGAUCCCACAGCCAGAGCUAGAGCCACGGAGUCGCAGGUGCUUUGUCGGAGACGCUGGUGUUUGCGUCAUCCCGGGCGGAAACAGUAGUGAAGAGGAGGAGGACGAGGAAGACGAAGGAGAGCAUGGCAUGCAUCGAGAGGACAGCGACUCAGAUGGCCCUGUGCUUUAUAAAGAUGAAGACUCAGAUGAAGAUGACGAGGAUGAACCCCCACUUAGUGCCCUGGCCAGCAGGGUCAAGAGGAAGGACACCUUGGCUCUAAAGCUGAGCAGCCGGCCCUGUGCCCCGGAGAGGGACAGGUUUGCCCAAGACAGGAGCAACAGAGAGGACCAACCUCCAGGACAGACCGGCCUCACCUGGCAGAGCAGGGAGCAGUGGGAUGCCAUCCGCACACAGAUCGGCACUGCACUCACUCGGCGACUUAGCCAGAGACCCACUGCUGAGGAGCUGGAGCAAAGAAACAUCCUUCAGCCUAGAAAUCUGGCUGACAGACAAGCAGAGGUUAGAGAGAUCAAGCGGCGGCUGACCAGGAAGCUGAGUCAAAGACCCACAGUUGCAGAACUACAGGCAAGAAAAAUCCUGCGUUUCCACGAGUAUGUGGAAGUCACAGAUGCUCAAGAUUAUGAUCGGAGAGCGGACAAGCCGUGGACCAAGCUGACUCCGGCGGACAAGGCGGCCAUCAGGAAGGAGCUCAACGACUAUAAGAGCACUGAAAUGGAGGUGCAUGAAGAGAGCAGAAUCUACACGAGGUUUCAUCGGCCUUAGCCCCCCAUCUUCUCUUUGUGGAUUAUGAAGCACUUAAGAUCUCUGCGUGGUCAGAAGCUGCUCCCUAUGCAGACAGAUCGCCCUUUUACGUUUCCCGAAUGUACUGUACAGAUUAUCAGGGAAAGCCUGGAACUGACUCAAAACAAGAAUGCUUCUUGCUUGCCCUCCAUCGCCCUCCCACUACAUUGCUUUGACUGAACUGAGGUGGUGGUGGUGGUGGUGGUGGUUGGGGACCAGAUGCAGUAUUUCUCCUGGACAACAGGGGGAACCACGUGCCAAUGAAGGGGGAAGUGGCGGAGGACCUACAGGGCUUACUCUGCUGUUGUUCGGUACCCCUCAGGGACUUGGAUCUAGUUACAACCUUUAACGCGGCCUCAUUCUGUGUUGCCUUUUUUUCUUCUUCACUGUAUAUGGAAAAGCUAACUCAUAUUGUUAAUGUAAUAACAUACAAUAAUAAUAGUAAUAAUAACGAUGAUGAUGGUGAUGAUUAUAACACUCCACACAGUAAUAAUAGAUAAGAGGGAAGCGGCUGCAGCGACGAAGACUGGGAUAUUCUGUUAUAGGACUGGACAUCUCUGGGAUAUUGUGUGUUUUAUAUAAAUUGUGUACAGACUGCUAUUGUUAUACCUUAGAAUGAAACUUGGAAAGUUCUUAUUACAAAAUAUUCUGUAAUGCACAAGAUAUUUUAUAUUGUAACUUUGAUCACAUGAGUAGUUACAGCUUUUAUUUGAGCCUUUUUUUAAAGUUUAUUUGGCUUGCCUGUAUUUAUGGUUGUGAUGUGAGGUGGCCAUUUAAGCGUUAAUCUAGAUAUAGUAAAAGGUCAGGAGGCUGGUUGGUGUUUUUAUGUGUGCCAACUUACUCGAUGCCUAAAGGACUAUAGAAAACUGGUUUUCAUAUCACUGAUUUCUGCAAUUCACUGCAUGAGCCAACACAGAAUCCAAUGCCAUUGGAUCUGGAUCUUCUCUCUUCAUUUAUACUUUUUUAUGAGUUUUUGUACUUCCCUUUAAAGAUCAAACAUGCAAUGCAUUCUGUAGCUAUUUUGGAUAAGGUGAUGCUAUAGUAGGGUCUAUACUAGAAGUUAAUGUAAGUUACUGUGCGUGUAGAUCAGGGAUUUAUCAAAACAAAUCAGAAAAUAUAUAAACGGUUAACAGGGAGUCAUUUUGGCUGGAACAUUUUGAAACUGCAGAAGCGUUUUGUCUUAAGUUGUUGUCUGGCCAGUAGCUUACAGGGUUCUUCAUGCUGUGUACAGGUUGAUAUAGGUUUAACUGAUGCUUGUGAAUAUCUUUGUCUUCCUUUCAUUUGAAAAGAACAUUUAAAUAUAAAAGUAAUAUAGGUUGCUAUUUUUUUAAGCACAAAAUAUUAGUUUACGAUAAAUGCUACAAGAAUGGGAAUAUGAAAGUGUACCUUUUCUGUAAAAUUAAGUUCCUUUUUAAUUGAAUGUGGAAUUGUACGGACUGACAGUUUUCUUUUUAAUUGUAAAUAGUCACAUCUGGAUCUGAUUAAAAACCUUACAAAUCCUUGAAA
Molecule: messenger RNA, 4864 nt
Organism: Eleginops maclovinus (Patagonian blennie)
Lineage: Eukaryota; Metazoa; Chordata; Actinopteri; Perciformes; Eleginopidae
Gene: phactr4b
Product: phosphatase and actin regulator 4b
Exons: 14
Coding region: 647-3340 (897 amino acids)
Biological process (GO): actin cytoskeleton organization; neural crest cell migration
Molecular function (GO): actin binding
Source: RefSeq, a predicted model, not a curated record